CGCGUCACCAGCUUGCACCCCCGCAGGGGUCCCGCUCGCCGUUCGUUUACUUCCCGAGAAACCCAUAAAACUAGUUUAUAGGUUUCAGCUGCCGUUCCUCUUGUGUUGACAGCCUCUGUUACCAAAAAUUAAUUCAAUCCUGCCGCGAUUGCAACACCGUCUCUGUAAAAAUGUUGUUGAAAUCUGCGAUCGCCGCUGUCGCUCUGAUAGCUCACAGCGCGUCUGCCCAACUUAUUCUUCCUCAGCUCCAGCCAGCAGCGUCCGCACAGCGGGAUGAAUCGGCCUUUACAUCCAAUUACCAAUCCAUCGGGUCAUCCAAGCACCAAGUUCCUCUUGGAAGCGUAAAGGGUGAUGGAGCGUAUCUUGAUCAGAUGCCAUACAAAGCUGGCCAGUUUACGCGCCGAAAGCAAACCAACCAGACUUGUGCAACUUCGGGUGAAGAGCAUUGGACCGGAACAAUUGACGUAACAGACACACAUCGACUAUUCUACUGGGCUUUCGAAAGCCGCAAUGACCCUGAAAACGACCCUGUCCUUCUCUGGAUGAACGGCGGUCCUGGCGGAUCAUCGCUCAUGGGAGGCUUCAACGAGAUGGGUGCAUGCUGGCUCCGAAACGACUCCAACUCUACCGAGCCAAACCCAUGGGGCUGGAACAACCGAGCCACCGUCAUCAUCCUCGACCAGCCAGCCGGAGUGGGAUUCUCGACAGUCGCAGAGGGUGGUAAGGGCUCCAACCGUGAUGUCGAGGGCGCUGAGGACUUCCAAACCUUCCUCAACCUCUUCUUUGAUAAAGCUUUCCCCGAAAAGAAAAACCUUCCAAUCAUUCUUGCAGGAGAAUCGUACGGUGGCCAUUACAUCCCUACAUACGUUAACCAUAUUCUCAACGCACGCAGCUACGACUCCAGCACGGCAUUCCGGGGCAAUAUUACAGGUAUGGUGCUCGUCGAUGCCCUGCUUGAAUUCCAGCCUCUUGUUGCCGGAACAUACGACCUGCUUUGCGAGUCAGAAACUGGAAAGGGUAUCCUGACUCACGAAGAGUGCAAAGAUAUGCAGCGCUUGGUCCCGGCAAACGAGGCGCUAGGCGACUACUGCACCGUGACCCAGAACAGCCAUGACUGCGCCGUGGCUUUUGAGCAUGGCAUGGACAUCUGGGCCCCCUAUCAGAAACGAGUGGACAAAGGCCACGGCACACCAUAUAACAUUCAUCUUAGGUGCAAGAACCCAGAACAGUGUGGCAGACCAGAUACCGGCUUCAUCAGCAUUUACUUCAACAAGCCGGAAGUGAAAGAAGCCUUGGGAUACUCGCCGGCAUUUGAAUAUAAAGACACUAACUUUGACCUAAACACUCGAUAUGCCGAGAGAUUCGAGAUGAUGCGACCAACCACAAGAAUGGUAGCGUCCAUUCUCGACGCUAUCCACACGGAGCCAAUGGUGCCCCAGCCUGCCCUGCGCAAUGGCCUCGCCGAUAUCAAGCUGCUCAUCUUCAACGGAAAUGAUGACUGGAUCGUCAACACGGCGGGCAACAAGCGAGUCUACGACAAUUUGCGAUGGAGCAAGCAGGCCGAGUACAGAGCUGCCAAGUUCCGCCCACUCGAGGGUGUGCCAGAAACCACUGGUGAGUGGAAGGCAACACGCGAUGGUAGAUUGGUCUUUAUGGCUCUGGAUAAGGCGGGACAUUUGGUACCCGGUGAUCUGCGACCCGGCACGUUGGAUAUUCUCGAGAAAUGGAUGGAUGGGGAGUGGCAUUUCUAA
Molecule: messenger RNA, 1751 nt
Organism: [Torrubiella] hemipterigena
Lineage: Eukaryota; Fungi; Ascomycota; Sordariomycetes; Hypocreales; Clavicipitaceae
Source: the annotation of a GenBank genome assembly